AUGACUUGUCCAAAUCAUAAUCAACACAGACGGACAGAAUCUGGCCUGGAUAGGAAUGUACAGCCUCGAAAUUAUGCUAAACAUCUUCUUCAACCUGUGCGAAGCAUGUUUAUUCAGACAUUGGAUACUCCGAAUCCCAACAGUUUAAAGUUUGUUCCCGGUGUGCCUGUUUUGGGAUCUGGUACAAUUGACUAUUCGUCAGCUAGGGAUGCUUUAACUUCACCCUUAGCCAAAAAUUUAUUUCGUGUUGACGGGGUUAAGAGCGUAUUUCUUGGACCAGAUUUCGUAACCAUAAGUCGAGCAGAUGACGAUAUAGAAUGGAAUACAUUAAAACCGGAUAUUUACGCCGUCAUUAUGGACUUUUUUGCUAGUGGUGCACCGGUUUUAAUCGAUUAUGAGCCUGCAACAGAUACUGCUGUACAACCUGAGGAUUCAGAUACUGUUGCAAUGAUUAAAGAAUUGCUCGAAACCAGGAUACGGCCAACUUUACAAGAAGACGGUGGCGACAUAGUAUAUAUGGGUUAUGAUAAUGGCAUAGUAAAGCUAAAAAUGCAAGGUGCAUGUGACUCAUGUCCCAGUGCAACUGUAACUUUAAAACAUGGCAUACAAAAUAUGCUACAGUUUUAUAUUCCAGAAGUCGAAGGUGUUGAACAGAUUACAAUGAGGAAUGAUGCUAUAUACACGUACACGUAUAUGCAGAUGUGCGAAUAA
Trichoplax adhaerens is the source of this 711-nucleotide messenger RNA. RefSeq lists its product as uncharacterized. Gene Ontology annotation, molecular function: iron-sulfur cluster binding; iron ion binding. Gene Ontology annotation, biological process: iron-sulfur cluster assembly. Lineage: Eukaryota; Metazoa; Placozoa; Uniplacotomia; Trichoplacea; Trichoplacidae. The coding region runs from base 1 to 711 and encodes 236 amino acids. The record is from RefSeq and is a predicted model, not a curated record. The transcript is spliced from 9 exons. Gene Ontology annotation, cellular component: mitochondrion.